AUGAAGAAAUUGUCCAUCUGGGUUCAUUUGGGUAAUGUCGCACUUGAACUAUAUUCAAAAAAGGGGUUGAGUUACAUUACUAGUGCAUUAGGGACUCCUUUAUAUAUGGAUACAAUCAUUGCCAAGCAACAAAGAUCGGCUUAUGCCAAAAUCUGUGUGGAGAUGAGGGCAGCAUUGGAAGUUCCAAGAACAAUUGAUGUUGAAUUGAGAGAUGGAUCUCUAGUUUCAGUCAAAAUGGAAAUACCAUGGAUGCCUCAAAAGUGUUCUCAUUGUUGCAUUUUUGGACAUUCUUAUAAAACCUAUCCAAGUAAGCCAAUGACGGUUGCAACUAAGGUGUGGAGACCUAAAGAUAAGGCUAAAGCUACAUUGUUGGAGAACAAAAAGAAUGAAGGUGCUACAAAGCCAUCUAAAAGUAAAAAGAGGAGUGAAAUGAAGAAGGUCAAAGUAACAGAAACUAUCUCUGCUAAUGAUAAGACAGCAGCACGAAACCAUUUCGCUAAGGCUAAUUCUGUGAACAGAUUUGCUAUAUUGGAGUCCAUAAAGGAAUUAGAUACUAUAAGGCAUGAAAUUAGUGAUUCUGAAAGAAUUAUGGAUGGGAUAAUUCUUCAUUCACCAAAGAAGCAUAGAGUUACAGCUACUGGGAUGGCAGAUUUGAUGAAGGCUAUCAAAAUAUGGAACACUAGAGGAUUUAAUUAUCCUCUAAAAAGAAAAAAUGUGGUAAAUAGAAUACAAAUAUUAAAUAUUGAUUUGCUUUGCCUAAUUGAAACAAGAGUCAAACAGCAUCAGAUGCAGGCCAUACUGGACAGUAAUUUCUAUGGUUGGGGUAUGUACCAUAACUACUCAAAAGCAUGCAAUGGGAGGAUUUGGAUUUUAUGGAGACCACAUAGGCAGGUUGACUCACUAAUCAAAGUAUUACUUGCAAUAUGUUCUUUGAAAAGUCAGAAAUUCUUUCUCUCCGCCAUUUAUGGGAGUAAUAAUGGAGCUGAGAGGAAGAGGCUAUGGUCACACUUGCUAUCUUUACGAGGAAUAAUUUCAGAUAGUCCCUGGAUCCUAGCUGGUGAUUUCAAUGUUAUUACAUAUCCUUCGGAGAAUUUAAAUUUUAAUGGCUCUCAAAUAACCAAUUCAAAGGUGAAAGAGUUACAGGAUUGCAUGACUCAGCUAGCAUUGUUUGAUUAG
Molecule: messenger RNA, 1176 nt
Organism: Durio zibethinus
Lineage: Eukaryota; Viridiplantae; Streptophyta; Magnoliopsida; Malvales; Malvaceae
Molecular function (GO): catalytic activity
Source: RefSeq, a predicted model, not a curated record